Brachypodium distachyon (stiff brome) is the source of this 1170-nucleotide messenger RNA. RefSeq names its product peroxidase 1. Bases 73 to 1035 code for a protein of 320 amino acids. The transcript has 2 exons. NCBI's taxonomy places the organism in Eukaryota, Viridiplantae, Streptophyta, Magnoliopsida, Poales, Poaceae. The record is from RefSeq and is a predicted model, not a curated record. Gene Ontology annotation, cellular component: plant-type cell wall; plasmodesma. Gene Ontology annotation, molecular function: peroxidase activity; heme binding. Gene Ontology annotation, biological process: hydrogen peroxide catabolic process; response to oxidative stress.
CUGCUAGCAGCAAAACAUUCUUUCUGUAUAGCCACAUACAAUUAAAGCUUUAGUUAUUUGACGUGCACGUCCAUGGAGAUCAUGAGGUCUUGGCAGCUCCCUCUGGCCCUCCUGGUCAUCCUCGCAGCUAGCUCGGCCGCAGCGGCUCAGCUGGAGAUCGGCUUCUACAGCAAGACGUGCCCUGACGCCGAGAAGAUCGUACAAGAGGAAAUGACCAAGAUCAUCGCCGCCGCCCCCAGCCUCGCCGGCCCUCUCCUCCGGCUCCAUUUCCACGACUGCUUCGUCAGGGGGUGUGACGCGUCCGUGCUGCUGGAGUCGACCCCGGGGAACACGGCGGAGAAGGACGCGAAGCCGAACAAGAGCCUGCGCGGGUUCGGGUCCGUGGAGCGGGUGAAAGCCAAGCUGGAAGCCGCGUGCCCGGGCAUCGUCUCCUGCGCCGACGUGCUCACGCUCAUGUCCCGCGAUGCCGUGGUCCUGUCCCACGGGCCCCACUGGCCAGUAGCGCUAGGCCGGAGGGAUGGCAUGGCCUCGAGCGCCACCGAGGCCAGCAACGAGCUUCCCCCGGCCUCCGGCGACGUGCCGCUCCUCGCCAAGAUCUUCGCCUCCAAGGGGCUCAACCUCAAGGACCUAGCCGUGCUCUCGGGCGGCCACACGCUCGGCACGGCGCACUGCGCGUCCUUCGAUGACAGGCUUUCCAACUCCACCGUUGAUCCGUCGCUGGACAGCGAGUACGCCGACAGGCUGAGGCUCAAGUGCGGGAGCGGCGGUGUGCUGGCGGAGAUGGACCCUGGGAGCUACAAGACCUUUGAUGGGAGCUAUUAUAGGCAAGUGGCCAAGCGGAGGGGCCUGUUCCGCUCCGACGCCGCGCUCCUGGCUGAUGCAACUACUGGGGACUACGUCCGGAGAGUUGCCUCGGGGAAGUUUGACGCGGAGUUCUUUAGGGAUUUUAGCGAGUCCAUGAUCAAGAUGGGUAAUGUCGGUGUGCUCACCGGGAGCCAGGGGGAGAUCAGGAAAAAGUGCUACGUCCUCAACUAGCUACGACGUGGAGCCAGUACGUGUUGUUAAGCGGGGUGCAUGCAUAUCUGUGUGUGUUUGAUGGUAUUCAUUUGUAGUGUGAGAAAUUAUUCUCUAUCAUCAUAUAUUCAGUAAAUUGUUUCUUCGCUAAGGCUA